Molecule: messenger RNA, 798 nt
Organism: Rhodotorula toruloides NP11
Lineage: Eukaryota; Fungi; Basidiomycota; Microbotryomycetes; Sporidiobolales; Sporidiobolaceae
Product: protein of co-chaperone Hsc20 family
Exons: 3
Coding region: 1-798 (265 amino acids)
Biological process (GO): protein complex oligomerization; [2Fe-2S] cluster assembly
Cellular component (GO): mitochondrion
Molecular function (GO): protein-folding chaperone binding; ATPase activator activity
Source: RefSeq, a predicted model, not a curated record
AUGCACGCACGAGUACCACGACAUCUGCUUGCACGCACACGUGCACAUGCUGCCACUGCCCUGCCUCGAGCUGCCGUCUCCAUCCCCCGACCCUCUCCUCCGUCAUCAGCACCCCGGCAUCUCGUGCAACCCAGUCCGGCGCACUGGCGAGGAGUGACAACGGCCUCCCGAACGGUCUACACGACCGGCGGAUCCUGCCCAAAGUGCGGCACGCCUCUCCCGCAAACCCUCACGCCGGUCUGCCCGAAAUGCUCCUCCCUCCUCCCGCCUCCCCCGCCUUCCGCAACCUACUUUGCCCUGUUCGACCUCGAGCCGACCUUCGACAUCGACACCAAGGCGCUCAAGCGGACGUUCCUCCAGAUGCAGCAGAAGGUCCACCCAGACGUGUUCUCUGGAAAGGGAGAGGUCGAGGACUGGGCAAAGGCGUGGAGCGGGCGGGUGAACGAUGCGUACAAGGCGUUGACGAACGAGCGGGAGCGGGGGGAGUAUCUGCUAUCCCUCCACGACGUGACUAUCGGCGAGGCCGACCCGGUGACGGACCCAGAACUGCUCAUGACAAUCAUGGAGACGCGCGAAGAGCUGGAGGAGGCAGAGACGGAGGAGGCUGUUGUUGCCCUGCGUGAGCGGAAUCAAGAAUCGACCAAAUCCGUCAUCGCCUCCCUCUCGUCCGCCUUCUCCUCCUCACCUCCCGACCUCGAAGCAGCGCGCAAUCUUGUCAUCGAGCUCAAGUACCUGAACAACAUCGACCAGGUAUGCAGGGAGUGGCAGCCGGGAAAGAGGCUCGAGUUGCAGCAUUGA